Molecule: messenger RNA, 873 nt
Organism: Chenopodium quinoa (quinoa)
Lineage: Eukaryota; Viridiplantae; Streptophyta; Magnoliopsida; Caryophyllales; Amaranthaceae
Product: RNA polymerase II C-terminal domain phosphatase-like 4
Exons: 1
Coding region: 1-873 (290 amino acids)
Molecular function (GO): RNA polymerase II CTD heptapeptide repeat phosphatase activity
Source: RefSeq, a predicted model, not a curated record
AUGAAUUCAUCAAUAACAAAAAGUGAGAUUAAUCGUAUUCCAGACAAUAAUCUCCAAUGCUUGUUAAACUCGAAGAAACUUCACUUAAUCCUUGACUUAGACCACACCCUAGUCCACUCGAGAAUGUUGCACAAACUCACGUCUACGGAGAAGGAAACUAUUGACUCGAACACGAACUCGAACUCAAUUGAGGAUAAUGUUUAUAAGAUUUGCGGUGGUAAUUGUGUGGUGAAGUUAAGGCCGGGUGUACGUGAAUUUAUUACGUUGGUUAGCUCGAUGUUCGAGUUGUCGAUAUACACCAUGGGAAGUCGGUAUUACGCGCAACAAGUGCACGAGUUGCUUGUGUCUAAAGCCGGGUUUCCGAGUAAUUGUUCGAUUGUUGUGAGGGAGGAUUGUGUAAAGGAGAGGCGAAAGGGGUUUGAUAAUGUUGUGUUAUCACAUGAACAAGUUGUUGUAAUAGUGGAUGAUACGGAGAAAAUUUGGGAGGAAUCUUGUAAGAGAAAUCUUUUGAAAAUUGGCGGGUAUAAUUACUUUCCAAUUAAGGAAGGGUUUGAUGAUCAAGAAGUAGUGGACACGGAACUUGCGAGGGUUUUUCGGGUUUUGAUGUUGGUUCAUACUUUGUUUUAUGAUGAUAGUUUUGUGAUCAACAAUGGUUGGUCUCGGGACUAUGGUUCGAGGGACGUGAGGGAUGUGCUCGAAGCGGUUUUGAUUAGCUCGGUUUCGGGUUGUGGAGAUAAAAGGGGUGAUGCUGUGUGUAGCAAAAAGAGGUCGAGAGAUAGUACUAUAGCUUGUGUUCAGACAGAAGUGAAAAGAAGCAGGACAUCAGUUGAUUAUGUGGUUGAUUCUGUUCAAUUGGCAAGUGUAGUACAUUAA